UCUUCCAGUCUCAAUUGCCACAUUACAUUCUUCUCUUCUUUGUAAAGCUUUCUAAAGCCAUGGUUCUCCUUUGUUUUCAAGAAUAGAGAGAGAGAGAGAGAGAGAGAGAGAGAGAGAGAGAGAGUCCAUAACUCAAAAUGGAAAAACCAUCAAUACCAAAGAGUAGCCUCCUCUCUUUUCUCUCUAAAAAUGGUGGAGUCUGCUUCUCACAUCAUCCUUACAGCCCUGGUCUUGAUAAACGAAUCGAUAACUCAAAUAAGCCAAGACCCAAAUCAGGAAAAGGCUACCACAACCCGAUCGGAUCAAUAUUUCCGGCGGAGAUAAGAAGGAAGCUGAACAACAUCGGAAGCUUUGGUACAAAAGAGCCUGUCUCACCAAAAGUCUCUUGUAUUGGACAGAUCAAGCACAACAAGAAAAGUUGCAAAGCUCACUGCGUUUUUCCUUCCCGUCAAUUGAAGAAGCCAACACCGCCAGUCACUGCCAGUAAAAUCUACGGUGGAGCAAAGAAAGUCGAAGAUAUUGUGGUUGAUACGAGACAUGCACCUAACCUUACUCAGAUGAAGCGUUUUUCAAACGGACGUGAUGCUUUUGCGAAUGUUAGUUGGAAGGUGGAGGGGGUGGAGGACUGCUGGGAAUACUCUUCUGAUGAGGAGAAGGAAGGAAGUAGCGGAAAGAAUGAGUUUGUGAUACCGAACUCAGCUCCAGUUGUGAUGGAGACAAGGAAUGAGGUUAAUCUUUGGAAGAGAAGAAGCAUGGCGCCGCCGACUCCUCUUCAGAUGAAUGGCUUUAGAAAAUACAUGUAA
Molecule: messenger RNA, 803 nt
Organism: Magnolia sinica
Lineage: Eukaryota; Viridiplantae; Streptophyta; Magnoliopsida; Magnoliales; Magnoliaceae
Exons: 1
Coding region: 138-803 (221 amino acids)
Source: RefSeq, a predicted model, not a curated record